Guillardia theta CCMP2712 is the source of this 309-nucleotide messenger RNA. RefSeq lists its product as hypothetical. Lineage: Eukaryota; Cryptophyceae; Pyrenomonadales; Geminigeraceae. The transcript is spliced from 2 exons. Bases 1 to 309 code for a protein of 102 amino acids. The record is from RefSeq and is a predicted model, not a curated record.
AUGGACAGGACCUUCCCUUGCCUCGUCGACGUCUACCGAGUGAUCAGUAUCGUUGGCAUCGAGCUGGAUAUGCCCUUUGCCAGCGCGCGUCCUCGGAGAGAGCUGGAGGCAGGACAGCAGGAGCGCAGGGCAGUCGAGGCUUCAGAAGAAGACGAAGACGAUGACGAUGACGAUGACGAUGAGGACGAGGACGAGGACGAGGACGAGGACGAGACAGGGGCAGAGGCAGAGGAGCAAGAAGCUCUGCUCAGUUGCAGUCUGAUAAUGAAUGGGAUCGACGCUCUAUCCACGUCCUCCCUCAAUUGCUGA